CAUACCACCCUCUUUCCGUGGGUAACUCGCACAAGUGUUGGAAUAGAACGCCACAGGAGGAUGAACAUGAGGAUGAAGGAGCUAGGGAGUACCGAGUACCGACCGAGCUCACAAGUUAGUCAGUUUCAAUGGCGAUGAUGUUGUGCAACGACGACCCAACUACUCUUCGUCUCCUUCGUCUUCUUCAUCAUCAUCGCCGCCGUCAACAACAGCAGUCCAAUUUCAUUGGUGGGAAAAAACUAUCUUGGGUAGUCGAGAAGAAUUGUUCGAAAAAGAAGUCGGUGAAUUUGAAUCAAGUGAUGUUGAUUUUGGCAUAGUGAUCGAUCAAAAGCGUUAGAUGCAGAGUCUUUUGUGGUCAUGGAAUCGUUUCCUAACCGCAGACACCUGAGUACCAACCCGAACAGUAAUAGUCGUUUCAAUCGUGAUAGUAGUGAAAGGACUUUACAAGUAAGCAACGGAAACAGUCCUGGACCGAGCAGCAACAAUAGCAGUCCAUCGUCAACCACCCGAGAACUCAUUAUGCCUAGCAUUAGUAGUGCCCGUCAAAAUGGUACGAGUCGAAUUCCCAGUGUUAGCCGCCAUCAACCGUUUGCCUCCGCCUUAUCGAGCAUGGACGGGAGCAAGCCCAACAGUAACAUCAACGAUUUGCGCAAUACCAUGGCCGAAAUGCAAAACAUGAACACCAUGUCAACCGCUAGUUCUUCUUCGUCUCAGCAUAUCACCACGCAACGAAGAAGUGAGUUCAACCGCUCGAUGUCAUCAGGCGUGACGGGAUUGAUGAUGCCCUCCCCUGCAGGUUUUGCCCAUACAUAUCAUCAUCCCAUGAAACGUCACGAGACGAGUCCGGCCAUUAUCGAGCUUCCCAAUCAAUCGCCUACGGAGGAUAGCCUCUUGGGAGAAGAGAACGGAGCAGGUCGUCCCAUUGUGACCUCGCCUGUUUCAGAGAUGGCCGAAUUAUCCUCGGAUCCCGAGAGCAACUCUGGCGGACUGACUUCACCCAAUCUUGUGUCGUCGACUGGCCUGCCGUUGGUUCAAAGCCUUGUCGGCGUGAACACCGUGGCUGGGCUUUCGUCCAAGUUCAACUUGGCCUUGCCAGGUGUUGGCAAUGGCGCCAGCCUCAGCCUCAGCAGCAAUGGCAACAACAACAACAACAACAACAGCAGCAGCAGCAGCAGCAACACCAAUAACAGUAACAGCGUGGGAGUUCCCGGCUCAGGUGGAUUUGUUUCACAUGAAGAAAGGAAAACCUCGACUUCCUCGAAAACUCACAUUGUGACAGGGCAGAGCAAGACGGAGAAAGCGACAGCCAAUUCUUCCCAAGUUGUGAGGCUUCAAAGAAACGACCUCAGUUAUGAAGAAAACUCUGCACAAUCAGCCACUACAGCGAGUAUGGAGACUGCAGAUGGAACAAUAGCCACUCAAGCCUCUGGUUCCAAGCACAUGUCCAAGAAAAUGACCUCGGAAGACCUCAAUUUUCAUCACAGCUCUUCGGCGUCCAUGUCGGGAGCCAAGUUAUCGAGCAAGAAUUUCGGUACUAUUGAAAACAUGUCGUCUGCCUCAUCUCAGCGCUCGUCAUUCUCGAGGGGCGGGACCUAUUUGCACCAGAGUUCGCACCAGUCAGCCUCGUCGAAGAGGAUCAGCCUAACUCGAUCCCCGAGCAUAUUGAGUACCAAUCAAAUCGCGUCUCUCAUGAAUUCCACGAUGACCAUGGAGGAAAUUGAACAAGGUCUCAUGAGAUUUGAUGAUCUGGAACAACUCACGCCCAAUAGCAACAUGAAAAAUGUCGAGACUACCUUGGUCAAAUACUGCGGCCUCAUGUGUAGUACUGUUCACGCCAUGAAAAGGAAUGGGAAUGCAGACAUGUUGUCCGAAUGGAUGUCCAAAAUCAACGAUCUAAUGAUCAAGGCUUGGGAAGUACCGGCCUUUGGUCAUGAAAUUGGCAACACCUUAUGCAGCAUAAUGAGAAAGAACGGGGGGCUGGAUAUCCUCAUUGAAAAUUGCGUGUCCGAGCACCGAGCUCUUCAAUUUAAUAGUGCGAAACUCCUGCAGCAAUGUCUGGUGACUGAGAAUCGAGGCUACGUUGUUGAUAAAGGCCUAGACAAUGUUGUUGAAGUUGCUAAAGCUUUUAGUGAAGACAUCUCCAACCUCAGUCGAUCACGAGUUGGAACUGGAAUUCUGGAACAUUUGUUCAAACAUAGCGAAACCACUUGUGGGGAUGUGAUUGCCAUGGGAGGGUUAGAUACGAUUGUUAACGAAUGCAAAUCCACGGACGUGGAGACCCUUCGUCAUUGUGCCAGUGCGCUUGCCAACGUCGCCAUGUAUGGCGGAGCUGAGAACCAAGAAGCAAUGAUCAAUUGCAAAGUUCCUUCCUGGCUCUUUCCUUUGGCCUUCCAUACAGAUGAUACAGUGAAAUAUUAUGCGUGUCUUGCCAUUGCCGCCUUAGUGGCUAACAAGGAAAUUGAGGCCGCAGUUCAAAAGUCAGGCACUUUGGAACUCAUUGAACCUUUCGUACAAACCCACACUCCCAAGGCUUUCGCCCAGGUCUCAGCCACUCAUAGUCAUGGACAGAGCCCGAAUUGGCUGAAGAGGCUUUUGCCAGUGCUAACUUCACACAAGGAGGAGGCCAGGAAUCUUGCCGCAUUCCAUUUUUGUAUGGAAGCAGAAAUCAAAAAGCAACAGGGCAAUACGAAGUUGUUUAAGGAGAUCGAUGCCAUUGAAUCCUUGAAGAAGGUUGCUAGUAGUCCCAACGGUAUUGCUUCCAAGUACGCGGCACAGACCCUCCGCCUCAUUGGAGAAGAAGUGCCUCACAAGUUGAGCCAACAAGUCCCCACCUGGUCAGUCGAGGAUGUUCGUGAAUGGGUGAAACAGAUUGGAUUUCCUCAGUAUGCAGACUCUUUCACCGAGAGCCGAGUCGACGGGGAUCUGCUCCUUCAGUUGUCAGAGGAAAUGUUGAAAGAAGACAUUCAGAUGAGGAACGGUAUUUUGAGACGGCGGUUCCUUCGAGAGCUAACCAACUUGAAGCGCGUGGCUGAUUAUUCUAGUUGUGAUCCUUCCAAUUUGAACGAAUUCCUCCAAUCCUUGGGACAAGAGUACUGUGUUUACACCUAUGACAUGAUCAAUGCAGGCAUUGAUAGAGAUACUUUGUUGAACAUCAAUGAUGAGCAGCUACUAAGUGAGUGUGGGAUCAAGAAUAAGAUCCAUCGCUUGAAGAUCCAACAAGGUGUGAAGAUUGAGAGAGGGGAGUUCAGUAUUACCGAUGAUAGUAGUAUAGACAAGAAUCUGGAUGUAUUUAUCAGCUACCGCCGUUCUAAUGGAUCCCAAUUAGCCAGCUUGCUGAAGGUCCACCUUGAGAUCCGCAACUACAGUGUGUUCAUCGAUGUGGACCGUCUGGAAGCCGGAAAGUUUGACAACAAUCUCCUUCAAAGCAUUCGCUCAGCCAAGAAUUUUGUUCUGGUACUGACGCCUGGUGCUUUCGAUCGAUGCGUCAAUGACGUGGAGCAACAUGAUUGGAUCCAUAAAGAGAUCGCGUGUGCCCUUCAAUCACAGUGCAACAUCAUCCCUGUAUUUGAUAAUUUCAUCAUGCCGGAGCAGGCUCACCUCCCAGAAACCAUGAGGGCAGUCACCGCCUACAAUGGGAUCAAAUGGAUCCAUGACUAUCAAGAGGCAUGCGUUGACAAGAUCGAUCGCUUCAUUCGUGGGGACAAUUCGUACAUGAUGGACCGCUUUCUAAACAGCCAAGCCACCACUGCCUCUGGAUACGGAGGGAGCAACAGUACCUACAAUCGACAAAAUACUUACCAGAGAACACCCAGUAAUGAUAAUUCGACUUGCUCAGAUGAGCUCGUCAAUUCCUCGGCCACUCCCCAAUGACUUUUUGGGCCUGUCGCAAUCAAUGAAGCAAAAAGCACAACUAAUUCUUCAGUCUCUAAUUCACUUAACUCUAACGCAAGCAAGAAGCACUCGGCCAUCAAAAGGCCCCCAUCUAUUCAUCUCUUUGGGCAUGCUAACCCCAACGCCUUCCGACAAGGAUCUGUAGGUAGGUCGGAGCUGCCACAUGUCGGAUAUAGGGCCUUGAGUCCCCCCAGAUUUGUAGCCACCUACUCGCAGCCUCUUCUCUUGCCUUUCAAAAAGACCAGUCUAAGCCCGAUGCCUCCUCGAAGAAUCGAGUUAGAACGGCCCAUAAAAGCACGUUCCUCCGACGAGCUUAGGAAGGCAGUUAGCCUGGAACAACUGACCAAGGAAUCAUCUCCGGACUCCAUGGACUCUUGGCAGUUGCGCGAUAGCGAUCUCAGUAGUCCCACGUCUCCUGAGAUCAUUGAGGAACACCACGUGUUGAUACAUCCUGUGAUACCGGAAAGCCACAGUCCCAUUUCGGACACCGCUACGGAUUCCACUGUGAUUGCCGUGGCUGAAACUCAAGCCUCUUUGGCUGCUCUUGAGAGCCCUCCUCAAAAGCCUCGAGAAGCACGAAGGCGAGCCUCUUUCAAAGAGAUGGCUAGUUACGGCACCCUGCCCAAGGCUAUGCGAAAAAACAUUAGUCGGUCAUUGGUCCCCAAAAUGCGGCGCAUGUUCGAACGAGCUCGAAGUUGUGAACCAGGGGACAUGCCCCAGGUGCGAAUUCAUGUCCACUCUGAUUGUCCAACUCGAGCCCCCUCAUCCUUGACAUCUGACGGAACGGAGUCCGUGUCUUCAUUCGUUGUGGUCUCUAGUUGUUCCAAUCCGUCCUCGUCGCAAAGCGAAGAAUCUCCUAAACCAGAGAGCGCUGAUUCCAGUCGAUCGAGCACAGACUUGACUGACCGAGAACAUAGCGGAUCACCGAAUAAAAAAGGAUUUGUCAACAAGUGCAUGUCUAAAGUUAAAUCCAUCAUGAGUGGACCUGACGAAAGACCUCGAGAAUCUCCAUCCGACUGACCCAUUGGCUCUUACUCCCUGGGCUUCCAUUCCUACAAUAUUCUGAACAGAGUCACUGCUUGUAAUGUCCUCAUUUCUUCGCCUCCCAAUUCCUUCCUUCCUCCCUCCACCAUCCAACCUCCAAGUACUCUUGCUAUUACUACCCUUGCUUUCAUUUGUGUUUCUUGCUUCCUUGAUUGCGAUAGGCGAGUCAUAAUCAUGAUUUCUUUAAAUCCUUUUGUGUAUUUUGUCAUUUCUACCUUGUGCCGGCGAUUUUAUUAUGCUCCCAUUGAUCUUCAUUCAUCUGAAUUAUCUAUAGGAUCUUCUAGCUAUUCACUCGUCGAUCCAGUGAAUAGCAUUAACAAAACUAUGUACCAAUGUACUAUAUCCAUCUCAUUCCCACUGAAAUAAAGAAAUUCAUUCACUUGCUGAAAUCCUA
Molecule: messenger RNA, 5329 nt
Organism: Tigriopus californicus
Lineage: Eukaryota; Metazoa; Arthropoda; Copepoda; Harpacticoida; Harpacticidae
Gene: Sarm
Product: NAD(+) hydrolase sarm1-like
Exons: 1
Coding region: 358-3870 (1170 amino acids)
Biological process (GO): negative regulation of MyD88-independent toll-like receptor signaling pathway; signal transduction; response to axon injury
Cellular component (GO): dendrite
Molecular function (GO): protein binding; signaling adaptor activity; NAD+ nucleosidase activity
Source: RefSeq, a predicted model, not a curated record